AUGAGCCAACCGGAAUUCUCGUCGAAACAAAUCUCGACCAAAGUGCCCAUUCCAAUUGAUGGGAAGAAAGCCGAAUUUUCGGCGAUCCUCCUACGUGACGCAUGCUCGUGCCCAUUGUGCGUGCACGAGUCGACCAAACAGAGGCUGUUUUCAACUGCCGACAUACCGGCCGAGAUUCAAUCGCAAGCUGUGGAGACCGACGCUGCAUCGGAUUCGGUAAACAUCAGAUGGGAGAAUGAUGUACCCGGCUUUACUGAGGAGCAUGUCACAACGUUGAGCAUGGCAGCUUUACGGCAACUCAGCAGCUCCGGCUCCCUCCCCGGACAUCAACAGGACUCUUUUCCGCCUCCAGCAUUGUGGGGUCAGGAAGCUCCUAACCUGGUAGACUAUGACUACAACACCUACAUGCGGGACGAUGGAACGCUUCACCAAUUGAUUAAUCAACUCGAGACCGAGGGGCUGGCGUUCGUAACCAAUGUUCCCGGUAAAGAGGAAUCUUUAGCGACUAUCGCAACUCGUAUCGGACCGGUGAAGGAUACGUUCUAUGGCUAUACGUGGGACGUGCGCACUGUGCCGGAGGCGAUCAAUGCCGCAUACACGUCCAAUGAUCUAGGCUUCCACACAGACCUACUGUACUUCCAGCAACCACCACACAUCCAGCUUCUACAUUGUAUUCAAUCUGCUUCCUCAGGAGGGGCUAGCGUAUUCGCAGAUGCCUUCAAGGCCGCAGUGGACUUGUUUCACAUGGAUGUGGACGCAUUCGAGACCCUUGCGACCGUCCCCGUGAACUACCACUACAAUCAUCCGGAUUCCAAUGUGUAUCGCACCACUAAGCCAGUCAUUGGCCUUCGUCCCCUUCGCAUCGGCAAUACAAUGUACACUGGUAUUCAAGACUACAUCAGGGAUUGGCAUGAGCUUAGUAUGCGGAAGGGGGGAUCUGGAUGGACUGAGGCUAUGCUAGUGGACUGCAUGGACAAGAUAAAUUGGGGCCCUCCCUUUCUAGCACCUUUCUCAAUCCAUGAAGAUCCCAUACAUCAGGAACAACUUGCCGACCCUGAUCUCUCCGCACUGAACAGCAAGGUGGAUCGGUGGCACCAGGCCGCCUCGAAGUUUAAUGCUCUAUUGCAGCGCCCAGAGUGCCUUUACGAGCGGAAGAUGAAACCUGGGGAGUGUGUCUUAUUCAACAACACAAGGAUACUGCACUCCAGGAGGGCCUUUGACAUGGCUGACAUUGGAAAGCCAAGAUGGUUAAGAGGGACUUAUGUCGACAAAGACCCUUAUUUUAGCAAACUGCGCGUACUGCAGCAUAAGUUUAGAUCGUCGAAAGCAGAUUAG
This is a messenger RNA of Aspergillus pseudotamarii, 1335 nucleotides long. Its product is annotated as Clavaminate synthase-like protein. The record is from RefSeq and is a predicted model, not a curated record. The coding region runs from base 1 to 1335 and encodes 444 amino acids. The transcript is spliced from 2 exons. Gene Ontology annotation, cellular component: mitochondrion. NCBI's taxonomy places the organism in Eukaryota, Fungi, Ascomycota, Eurotiomycetes, Eurotiales, Aspergillaceae. Gene Ontology annotation, molecular function: oxidoreductase activity. Gene Ontology annotation, biological process: carnitine biosynthetic process.